Molecule: messenger RNA, 2360 nt
Organism: Scylla paramamosain (green mud crab)
Lineage: Eukaryota; Metazoa; Arthropoda; Malacostraca; Decapoda; Portunidae
Exons: 5
Coding region: 223-870 (215 amino acids)
Source: RefSeq, a predicted model, not a curated record
GGACACCUGGACGUCAUCUCACAGCCUCUCCUCCCUCCGCUGCCGUGCCAGCCGCCCACAUCCUCUUUUCUCCAGUCUCAGCGCGUCGGUGUCUCCAGCCAGUCAGUCCCGCGAGAGUGGCUGAGGAACACACGUGUCUAGGUUACUUGGCUGCCGCUCCGCCCCGCCUGCACUCCUUUCCUCGCCUCCUCGCUACAAAGACAACACCAGGCCAGCAUCAUCAUGAAGCGUCUGAGCAGCGCAGUGGCAGUGGUGGUGGCGGUGGUGGUGCUGGUGGUGGUGCGGGGCGUGGAGGGAGGAAGAGAGAAGCGAUAUCUCUUUGUCAAUCCAGACGCUCCCAUUACUCUAGGUUUCAUCCUCAACAUGCCCAUUUCCCUCGCCUUGCCCACUCUGGCGCCUAAAUUCGGAAGGGCGCUGGAAGAGGUGGGCGGCGGGCCGGGCGAGUGGGAGUCUGAUGGCCUGCAGAAGCUCGCGCGCCACAGACACCUUCGCCCGGAGCAGCUCUCGUGGGACCCCGCCUAUGACCUGCCGCUCUCCCGCCUCACUGCUUACUUCUCCCAUCUUGAGCUCCCCACACUGCCCUGCCAGGAGCGUCUUUUGUGUGAGCUGUCAGCGGAACCAGAGACAUUUGAGCCCAUUAACCAGAUCUUCAUGAAGGAGCUGAGGCAGUUGUAUGGACCUGUGGAGACCACGCAGGACUCACUCAUGUGGCGGUACAUGAUGGCUGUCAAGGAGGGCUUCAGAGCGGACAUCGAGGAUUGUGCCGUCAAAUAUAAGUUCUGUCCGCUGCCCGCUGACCGCAUCCUCAACAUGCCGGUGCUCAAAGUGUGGCAGUACAUCGCGUCCAAAUUAAACCUGCAGCUUGUCUAGGCAUGUGGUGUGUGUGUAUGUGUGUGUGUGUGUGUGUGUGUGUGUGUGUGUGUGUGUGCGUGUGUGUCUGUGUGUGUGUGUGUGUACAGGCUGGGACCUAGUGAUCUGUAUGUGUUUAUUUAUUUGCUGAUUGUUGAUUUGUUAAUCUAUGUAUGUACAGUGAAACCUCCGUUCGUGACGCAGUUCGCGAACCGAAAUGUUCGCGAAUUGAAACUAAUUUUCACAUUGAAAGAUUACCACAUACGUACAUAUACACUAGUACAUUCUUCAAUAUCGUACAGAUAGUCACAGCUUCACCCUGUUGUGCUGCCUGGCGAUGGUGGAAACAUGGACGCCAUUCUUAUGUUCACUAUUGUUUUCUUGUUGAAUUCCACAGGAACACGCUUAGGCUUCCUGUUACCUCUCUCAAUUUUUAUUUAUCUAUCUUUUAUUAUCUAUUUUUUUUUAGUAGCCAUAAUGGUUAAAAUAAUACAAUAAGAGCAAAAAGACCGAAAAGUAAUGUUUAAAAACACUGCGCUCGGACAAACACUAUCCAUGGCAGGCGCGCCGAAGCAGCUCAGCGAGUGCUGGCUUGCUAAGAGGUUUGCGGGGUGUUUGUGUUCGCACACUGAAACACCGUUCGUAAACCAAUGGAAAAAUGGUUCGGAAAAUCUGUUCGUGCACUGAUUUGUUCGUGAACAGGAACGUUCGUGAACCGAGAUUCCACUGUAUUUAUUUAUUUAUCUGUGCCAAGAAUUAUCAGGCAAUAUACACUUAAUCUGGGUACAACAUCAGUGCAUGUGUCUCCUUCCUUUGGUCCAGACAUACCCGGUGAUCCACAACACUUCAUGCUUCACUAGCGAGCAACUCAUCUUUGUCACUGUAACUCAGCAUCUCUCAGAGGCUAUGAGGAAUAUUUCUGUACAUCCCUUAUGACCCUUACGAUCACAUGUAUGUCUUGGACUCCAUGUGAAGAAAACAUAUCGGGAUUCUUAGGGUGAUGGAUGAGGGAGGGACGAUAGCGGUGACUGGGAAGGAUGUGGGACUGAAAAUACUCAAGUGGUGAUGGCAAUGAGUGUGACGGUGAGUGUGUGUGACAUUAUUAUUGGCAUUAGGCGCUGACUUCCACUUGUGCUAUUACAGUGUGCUUGGGGAGUAUGAAGUAGGCAUGAGACUUGCACACAUUCGUAAGUGGACUGGCUAGGGCAUUAAGUACUGGGAUAAUUGAACUUUAAUACCUUUUAAUCAAUGACAAACGCUCACAGUUUUAUGUGUGUGUGUGUUUGUGUGUGUGUGUGUGUGUGUGUGUGUGUGUCAUACCAGUCAUAAAAGUCAUGAAUGGAAAAAAGGACAGUGUGUGCCGAGUCAGAUCUGUAAACAGCAGCCUCUACAACCCAUCCUCAGUGUCACGGCGCAGACAUGCCUCGUGGGAGUACAGGUGAUCUUGUAAAUAAGAGCCAACAUUAUAUAAUUCACUAUAUUGAAUUUGUGAUGAUAAAUGACAAGGAUAU